Messenger RNA from Asterias rubens (European starfish), 1481 nucleotides. RefSeq names its product aqualysin-1-like. Gene Ontology annotation, molecular function: serine-type endopeptidase activity. The record is from RefSeq and is a predicted model, not a curated record. Lineage: Eukaryota; Metazoa; Echinodermata; Asteroidea; Forcipulatida; Asteriidae. Gene Ontology annotation, biological process: proteolysis. Bases 60 to 1175 code for a protein of 371 amino acids. The transcript has 9 exons.
CAGCAUCGUCUUCCUGACUGAACAUUUCUCGUAAAUUGCGGACGUCAUCGUAACCAACCAUGAAGCUGCUCUUGUUGUGUCUGUGUGUGGCCGCUGCCAAUGCCGCCCUUGCUCCAAUUUACAUGGCCCAGCGACGUGGCAUUCCAAACAGCUUCAUCAUCAAGGCUAAGGAUGCAUCCGUGUUGGACCAGGUGGAGAAAGACGUCUUGGCCGAGUUUCAGAGCAUGCGAAUACCGGCCCCGAAGGUGUCCAAGAUUAGUGAUCUGAUUCCCGUUCUGAAUCUACCAAUCCCACCCCAUCUCAUCAAUACCAUCCGCUCCAUCGAUGGCAUCGAGUACAUCGAGCAAGAUUCCAUGGGCGAGCUGUUCGGGCAACAAUCCAACCCAACUUGGGGAAUUGACAGAAUCGACUCCAGAGACGGCAUCGACUACAUGUACAGCUACAAUGACAACGUCAUGGGAAAUGGAGCCAAAAUCUACAUCGUUGACACUGGUACCAAGGUAUCCCACAGCGAAUUCGGUGGUCGCGUCCAGCGCAUUUUCGGUGGAGAUGACGACCACAGCCAUGGAACCCACUGUGCUGGUACUGCAGCAGGAGCCACCUACGGAAUUGCACGUCAGUCGACGAUUUACAGCGUUAAAGUGUGUAACCAGUACGGCCAGUGUCCCGUGAGCACACUUCUUAACGGUUUGAACACAGUGGCUACGUAUGGACGCGGUGUUGUGUCAAUGUCUCUCGGGUUCCCCGUUACCUAUUCCAUCGAUGACGCAGUCCAAAAGUUGCUGGAUGCAAAUUACGUGGUUUCCGUAGCAGCAGGGAACUCCAACGCGAAUGCUUGCAACGUUUCACCGGCUCAUGUCACAGGGGUUCUCACCGUUGGAGCCUCAGACAGAUAUGACCGCAGAUCCUAUUUCUCGAACUGGGGUAGCUGUUUAGAUCUCUUUGCACCCGGUUCAGACAUUGAGAGUGCAGGUAUCAGCGACGAUUAUUCGAUCAUCACGAAGUCAGGCACAUCAAUGGCUUGCCCUCACGUUACUGGUGCUGCUGCAUUGUAUCUGGGCAUGAACCCAAACUCUAAUAGUGUAGCGAGUGAUUUGCUUGCAAGUGCUACUACAGGUAGAAUAAGCGACGUCUCAGGAUCUCCCAACAAAUUUCUGUACAUUGGAAACUUGUAAAUCACCAGAAAGACAUUAAAGACGUACAAGAUGUUUCAGGCAAAAUCACGGAGGAGCUACUUCUAUUGGAAAUGGCGAGGCAAGACGCGCUACUGAAGAACUCCAAACAGACGUUGUCUUUAGAAUUCGAUUUCUUUCAAUGUAUCCUCGCCUCUUCUCCUCCUGCAAAUCGAACCCAUCGACACAAAUGAUUCAUGUUUUAGAAAAUUUCUCAAAACUCUUCGUUUUGUCGCAUUUGCCUUAGUAGAAUUAUGAUUUGUAUUGAUUUAUGUCAUCGGUCUGAAAAUGAAUAAAGAGGAACCACAA